CAAUGUUCACAGACAGAAAAGAAAACAAAGUCUCCGUUUGUGUGCACACUCAAAGCUAAAAAGCUGAGAAAAAAAAAAUCCAAAAUCAAAAUCUGAAAUUCGUGGUUGCUCCAAGUUCAUUUGGUGCAGCAGAAUCAAAUGGCGAGAGUUAAACAAAAACCACGUCAAGCACGUGUGGAUCAGGAAAAGAAGAAAAGACGGAAUAAACCUGGAACCGUAGCGCUUCGUGAGAUCCGGAAAUUGCAAAAAUCUGUCAAAUUACUUAUACCGUAUGCUCCGUUCGUAAGAGUUGUCAGGGAAAUUACAAAUCAAUUAUCUUCAUUGGUUACACGCUGGACGCCUGAAGCAUUGAUAUCACUUCAAGAGGCAGCUGAGGAUUGUCUAGUUCGAAUGUUUGAAGCAGGAUGGCUCUGCGCACUUCAUGCAAAGCGUGUUACCCUUAUGAAAAAGGAUAUUGAGUUGACACGCAGGCUUACCGGGAUAGCAAGACCUUGGUGAGAGCACGACACUGUCGUCACCAGUAGUGAAAACCAUUGUUGCUGAGUAACAUUCUUCAAAGAAGCCAUUGCUACUUGUAAAGCCCAAUUUCAAAUUUGAUACCAGGCUAACUCCUAUAUUGUCAAUAGUAAUUUAUGUUGUAGGUGAAAAAUCUGUUGUAGACAGAUGGUUUACUACUACUUAGUCUUAGAUCUUAGAUAUUAGUAUUUGCUCAAAAUCACGUCUUAAAAGGUGAAGAUUGAAGUAUCGCUUGUGAAAGUAAAAUUCUUGGAACGAAUUCUUAUUGUUGUAGCUUUGUUGGCUUAACCAAAAUUAUGUUGAUUUCAGCACAUGUUGAUUUUAUUUAAAAUACAAAGAUUGUAAUUCUUGCAA
Molecule: messenger RNA, 870 nt
Organism: Vicia villosa (hairy vetch)
Lineage: Eukaryota; Viridiplantae; Streptophyta; Magnoliopsida; Fabales; Fabaceae
Product: histone H3-like centromeric protein CENH3
Exons: 5
Coding region: 139-498 (119 amino acids)
Cellular component (GO): nucleosome
Molecular function (GO): DNA binding; structural constituent of chromatin; protein heterodimerization activity
Source: RefSeq, a predicted model, not a curated record